AUGGCGACGACCAUCAGUGGUUCCAAAAAUCCAGAUAUGGAUGAGGAAAACACGGAAAAUUCACCAAAGAUUUCUUCAAAUCAAAAUAGCAGUUCGGCGGAAAAAUCUUCUGCCGAGCUUCUCCAAUUGUCUAUGGAAGAAUUUUACAGAGAUCGACCAAUAUUGAUCAGCAAUUUGCCAGUUUCUGCAAAUGAAGAUGACAUAAAUGUGCUAUUAGGGGCAUACAUAGCAAAGAGUAUCGAAAUCAUUCCUGGACAAAGAAAAGCUGUGGUUGUACUUGAGAGUGGAAAUGAAAUUGAACAGUUAAUGCUAGAUUUACAAAACACAAAAUUCCGUGACUGUGUUAUAAGUAUAGAUCGUUGUGAGACUGAGAAACUUUUGUGCUGUGCUCACCUGCCCCAGGAUUACACACUACAAAAAUUCCGAGCCUUCGUGUCUCCAUUCUGUGCUGUUAAGAAGUGCUUUCUCUAUCGAGGUCAAACUACAAAUGACUUCAAAUUCUAUGGAGUUGUUGAAUAUAGUGCUCCCCUUAGUCAAAUAUUGAGUAUACGUACAGAGUUGGAUUGGAAAUUAGUUGAAGGACACCAUAUACACUGUGAUUUUCUGGACAAGAGUCUCUCUUCCUAUAGGAAAUUAAACUCCAAGUGUUUGUUUGUGGACAAUUUGCCCAAGGAUUUCACUAACACGUCAGAGUUUAGGGAUAUCUUUAGUGCACUUUCUAGUCCACUUUACUGCCAGAUUGUGAUGAAGGACGGGAAGUCCUUAGGUUAUGGAAUCAUUGAGUACAGGUCUUGGCAAGAGGCAGAAAAGUCCGAAAGACACCUAAACGGUCACAAGAUUCUGGAUGUACCAAUGAGGAUAACGUACUGUAUUCCAGGGAUUUCGGCCGUCACCAUCUGUUCUAGGCUUAUGAGUAAAUUUGACAAUCCUGCAGACAAUGUGUGUAAACCGAGCUUGUUACCAGACCCUGUACACCCCUGUAAAGAACUACUGUGUAACCCGCUUGUUCAACGUCUCACAUCACAACAUCCUACAUUGAUGAAAAAGUUUGAAGAGGCAUUAGAAAAGAUGCACAAAACCUAUAUAAAACAGCUAACCUCCAACCCAGAAAAACCAGGUUUGCUUGGACCUGCUCCAGCCAUGCCAUUAAGCCCUCUGAUGAACGUGAAUGUACAGCUAGGGCUGUUUAUACUUCUAGCAUUCCAACUUCAGAUUCAAGCUCCCAACAGUCAGUUUUUUGAUGUAGAUCUUGCAACUUUGAUGUCAAAGAAAGUUAAUAAUAACCAGGCAGAGAAGCCAUCAUUGUUGGGGGAUCCAUAUGCCUCUCAGUCCAACAUUAUCCUCCAGAGUCUACUGUCUAAACUGUCCCCCGGUAAACCAAAUCAGCCAUAUUCGGGUUCUGAUAUCAGUUCAAUGUUAUUGUCCGUGUCACAAAACCUACAGAACAUUGAUGUCAGUGGCCUUACAAAUAUAGGACAGAUUGCUGUGCAAUUAGGUCAUGAUCUUGGCUGCACCCCAGGGGAAGUUACUCCUCUCAUGGAUUUGACAAUAAAAAAUUCAAAAGAGGGAUUGCUUGGGGCAGCUCCACCAGAAAUUCUUGGAUUAGUGCAUAGAGGGCAACCACCAAAGAAAAGUUUGUUUGCCAGUCAGCCCAAUCAAGAGGGAGAUGUGAAACAAUCCCUGUUGGGAGAACCUCCUCAGAACUUGAUGCACAGCUGGGGAACUAGACCAAAAACUGGAGGCCUGCUGCCAAAUCCAGAUGCUACACAUACUCAACAAAGAAAUCCACAGCAGAGAGGAAAUGGAGAACCAAGUGAAUACGAUCAAUACUAUGGAUACAGCAGGGAUGAUGGAGGAUAUUAUAGUUCUAGUUAUCAGAAUCCAGGAAGUACAUAUGAUUAUUUGGAAGAAAGUUAUAACUACAACCAUGAUCAGCAUUACCAGGAUAUAGCAGCUAAAGCAGCAGCUUACGCAGCUUACAACCAGACUGGUUACAGUUACCAUGGUUAUAGCGGACAGGACGAAUCUUACAGUUCAGGUUACGGCAGUGUAUCGGGUCAGGAUUACGACGACUCGUACAGCUACAGUAGUGCCGAUUACAGUUACAGAGGACACACAGAGGCAACGCCCACUCAUCACUCAGUGACUUCCCCUCAGUCCAGCUACGAACCACUUCACCUUCACAGCUCAUCCUCAGUGGAACCACUCCCCUCAAAAACUGUAGAUUAUUACCAUCGACCUUCAGCACCGUCCCAGUCAUAUAAAGAACCAAUACAUCCUCCUGGUACAUCAAGGGCAGAUAACCAACCUUUACUGAAGACCCCACAAGGUCAGAAGAGAAGCUACAGUCACUUAUUACCUGCCCCUGAGCCCAGUCCGGAGGGGGAGUACGUGGGACAACAUUCACAGGGCAUCGGGGGUCAUUAUGCCACAUCGUACACCAAUAAACGACAAAAAGUAUCGCACACAAGAUUGAUGAUGCAAUAUUAAUAACAAUUUAUAGCAAUUUGAUUUUAUCUUGAACGUCCUUUGGCAGAGUCAUUUUUCAUGGGCAGAUUACAUUGCAAAUAAAUAUAUUUUUUGAGAUUUAAUUUCAUUCCAUUGGAGUGUGUACAUAUUGAGAUGUUGAAAAUCAUUUAUUUACUGGUAUAUUUUGUUGAUCAGGAAAAGUUACUCAAUCAUGGACAAAAAUAAUCGAGCAGGAAUUAGUAGAGAGCUGACAGAUUCAAUUUUAAAUUGUACAAUGUUAAAAGCCAUCUGUAGUGCUAAGACAUUCUUCAGAGAGAAAAAGUGCCAUCUAUAUUUUGUUGAAAGAUAUUGAUAUUUUUUUGUUACAGAGGAUGAAGUUUUAUAUUCUAAAAUUGAUUUUAUUCCUUUUUUAAAGACUUGACUAAGGAAUGUCAAGAAUUUAUUGGUUAUUUUU
Messenger RNA from Saccostrea echinata, 2923 nucleotides. RefSeq names its product ribonucleoprotein PTB-binding 1-like. The record is from RefSeq and is a predicted model, not a curated record. Gene Ontology annotation, molecular function: RNA binding. NCBI's taxonomy places the organism in Eukaryota, Metazoa, Mollusca, Bivalvia, Ostreida, Ostreidae. Bases 1 to 2490 code for a protein of 829 amino acids. Gene Ontology annotation, cellular component: nucleoplasm. The transcript has 16 exons. Gene Ontology annotation, biological process: regulation of gene expression.